Messenger RNA from Trachemys scripta elegans, 1322 nucleotides. RefSeq names its product oxidized low-density lipoprotein receptor 1-like. The record is from RefSeq and is a predicted model, not a curated record. Gene Ontology annotation, molecular function: (1->3)-beta-D-glucan binding. NCBI's taxonomy places the organism in Eukaryota, Metazoa, Chordata, Testudines, Emydidae. The transcript has 5 exons. Gene Ontology annotation, biological process: cellular response to molecule of fungal origin.
CCAAAUAAACUCCAACGUGACUUUCAUUUCUCAGGCAUCUCUUUGCUCAUCUUCUUUGUGUUCAUGUCACUCUCUCUCUGUGCUAGAUUCUCCCACUCCAUCGUCCCCCUGGUCGCCAAUGGCAGUCGUGCUCGGCGUCCUCUCAUUGUGCCUGCUUUUACUGAUAGCAGCGAGAAUCUUUGGUGCCAAGCUCAUUUUAUUGAGCAGACAACAGGAAAAUUUAAUCCAACAGCUGGAAAACCUUACCCAGCAGUUGAACAUUUGCCAAGCCCAGAAUGCAAACGCCUCAGAGACUCUGCAGCGUCUGACACAGGAGAGAGGACAUAAAAGCAACCCUUGUCCAGAGAGGUGGAUACAUCAGGGACAAGCCUCUUACAUCUUUGCCAAGAGACGUUUUCAUCGGAAAAGAGGUAACUCCUUUUGCUCCUCUCAAGAGUCCAGGUUUCUUAAGAUUGAUGGCAAGGAAGAGCUGGAUUUCAUAAAAAAAGCAUCCUAUUAAUAUGUUGAAGAUCGCCAAGGCCUUCCCUAUUAUUUCCCUUACUGGAUUGGAUUAUCGUACGAGCCCAGCACGAAGAAGUGGGUCUGGAUGGAUGGCGCGGCUCUGUCCUCUGGCCUGUUUCACAUCCCGGGAGGCUCCAGUGACAAUUUUCAGAGUGGAGCUUGUGCCUAUUUCCAAGGAGGGAAUGCGAAAGCCGGGAACUGCGGAGAAAAUCGAUUCUGUAUUUGUGAGAAGACAAGGGUGGCAACAGAUCAACUAGGCUGAGCCCUCAAACAAAUCACCCAGCAGGGAGUGAAGGACUAGACUCAGCAGCUGACAGGGGAACGUGGAGCUGCAGAGAGACAAUAGGUCUGAGCUCAUCACACUCUCCUCUAAUUUGUAAACAUGCUUACAGAGGUACAAAUGAAUUUGUACCACAAAGAGAGGUAGAUUCAGCCUUUCAGAGUGCAAUACAGCAAUUUUAGCCAAUAGACACACACCUUAGGAAUGUUCACCUGCCAAUCACAUUGCUCCCACUGGCCCGAAUUACCAGUGUCCAUUAAGAACUAUUUUCACAGUUCAACUUCUCAGUAACCAGUUUUUCAGUUUGUUGGCCCAACCCAAAAAGUAAAAAUAAGUCAGGAGGCCAAGAAAACCACUUCAUUCAUUUUUUUAAAACCUUUUCAAACAAAUAAAACUGGAGGCAAAAUUUGAAAUGAAGUCAUUUGUAUCAAACAAAAAAUUUCAGAUUUUUUUCUUUCCCACUGGAACAAUUUGGCAAAGCGAACACAAGUUCAUAAAAUGUUAGUCAACCUGAGUCUACAUUUUGCAGCUGAAAAAAAAG